Messenger RNA from Prosopis cineraria, 1523 nucleotides. RefSeq names its product inositol oxygenase 4-like. Gene Ontology annotation, biological process: inositol catabolic process. The record is from RefSeq and is a predicted model, not a curated record. NCBI's taxonomy places the organism in Eukaryota, Viridiplantae, Streptophyta, Magnoliopsida, Fabales, Fabaceae. Gene Ontology annotation, molecular function: iron ion binding; inositol oxygenase activity. Gene Ontology annotation, cellular component: cytoplasm. The transcript is spliced from 10 exons. The coding region runs from base 117 to 1301 and encodes 394 amino acids.
GUUUGGUCGACUAUCACACCUUUUCUUCCAAUGAGCUUCUACUUCCUAAGAUUUUUUUGGAUUGCCUGGGACAGAGUAGAAUAGAAGGACAACGCAUUAGUACGGUGUUACACUUCAUGCACCCUUCAUCAAUCAUCACUACUCUUUCCUCUAUAUAUAGCCCCCUCGUCGUUUCACAACCCAAGCCGUUUCAUUAUUGCUUUUUAUUCUACCUUCUUCUCUGCUUCCUCUGUAUUCUUAUUUUUCCCUUUUUAAACGAGAAAAUGACUAUGGUCAUUGAGCAACCACGGCUUGAUUCACACGCUCAUCAGGAGAGUCAUGUGCGUUCUAAGGAAACCAAUGAGCUUGUGCUGCAUGGUGGAUUCCCCUUGCCAAAAUCUCUGUCACAUAAUGGAUUCAUCGCUCCUCAUAUCAAUCCAUUUGGUCACUCCUUCAGAGACUAUGACGCAGAAAGUGAAAGACAACAAGGUGUUGAGCAGUUCUAUAAGCUGCAACACACUAACCAAACAUAUGACUUUGUGAAGAGAAUGAGAGAGGAGUAUGGGAAGCUGGACAAAGUUGAAAUGGGGAUAUGGGAGUGUUGUGAGCUGCUGAAUGAUGUUGUGGAUGAUAGUGAUCCUGAUUUGGACCAACCUCAGAUUCAGCACUUGUUACAGUCAGCUGAGGCCAUCAGAAAAGACUACCCUCAAGAAGAUUGGUUGCAUCUGACUGCUCUCAUCCAUGGUACUCAAACAUAUAAAAUUCUUGUAGCUUCUUCUUAUUCUAAAUUAACUUUCAAUGAUAUUAACAAUGUUUGGUUCGUUUCAGAUCUUGGAAAGAUUCUCCUCCUCCCUGCUUUUGGACAGCUUCCUCAGUGGGCUGUUGUUGGAGAUACAUUUCCUCUUGGCUGUGCUUUUGAUGAAUCAAAUGUUCACCACAAGUAUUUCAAGGAUAACCCAGAUUACAAUAAUCCUGCUUACAGUACCAGAAAUGGGAUCUACAAUGAAGGAUGUGGACUAGAUAACGUAAUGAUCUCUUGGGGGCAUGAUGAUUACAUGUACUUGGUUGCCAAGGAAAAUGGAACCACUCUUCCCUCAGCAGCAUUAUUCAUUAUUCGAUAUCACUCUUUCUAUCCUUUACACAGGGAAGGAGCAUACAUGCACUUGAUGAAUGAAGAGGAUGCUGAGAAUUUGAAGUGGCUUAAAAUAUUUAACAAAUAUGACCUCUACAGCAAGAGCAAUGUUCAAGUUGAUGUUGAAAAGGUUAAACCAUAUUAUCUUUCACUCAUUAAGAAAUAUUUUCCAGAGAAGCUGAGAUGGUGAGAACCUUGUUUGUAGACAUGAGAGGCUGAAGGCGUGCUUGUCCUACUUCCAUGUGUAGCAGUCCAGUGAUAUUGUAUGACAAUUUAUGGACUUAGUGUUAUCAAUAAUACGUAUGUUAUUAGAUUCCUGCUAUGUAACUCCUAAUGGAGUCAGAAUGAUGCAUAUUGUACCAAUUCAACAGAGUUGCAUACUUUAUAUGAAAAUGUAAGAGUGACAAAGAGA